Tachysurus fulvidraco (yellow catfish) is the source of this 1959-nucleotide messenger RNA. RefSeq names its product haloacid dehalogenase like hydrolase domain containing 5 (gene hdhd5). The record is from RefSeq and is a predicted model, not a curated record. The coding region runs from base 135 to 1436 and encodes 433 amino acids. Gene Ontology annotation, biological process: glycerophospholipid biosynthetic process. The transcript is spliced from 8 exons. Gene Ontology annotation, cellular component: mitochondrion. NCBI's taxonomy places the organism in Eukaryota, Metazoa, Chordata, Actinopteri, Siluriformes, Bagridae.
GUAGCCAUUAGACAGCACAUUAUUUACACAUAACUAGAACUAGUGACAGAGUUAAAGUAGUUUAAACUAAACCUACGGAGUGACAUGUACUGAACACUGAACACGGGACCUGUUGUAGUUACUAAAGUAAACAAAUGGCGCAAUUUAUGUGGAGACUGAAUGUGUUUAAGUUCGGAUUAAAGGCUCUGAACAGAACAGCGAAUAUAAAACACUACAGUGGGAAAUCUUUUGGUCUGCUCUUCGACAUCGACGGGGUCCUGGUCCGAGGACGGAUCCCCAUUCCGGAAGCCAAGCAAUGUUUUCGGAAUCUGGUGGAUGGAAAUGGAAAAUAUAAAGUCCCGGUGGUGUUUGUAACCAAUGCAGGGAACUCUCUCCGGCAGGCCAAAGCAGAGCAGCUCUCUCAUCUUCUAGAAGUAGAGGUGUCACCAGAUCAGGUCAUGUUGUCCCACAGUCCUUUACGGGUCUUCAGACAGUUCCAUAAGAUGUGUGUGUUAGUGUCCGGACAGGGACCGAUCGUGGAAGUCGCACACAAUUUGGGCUUUCAGAACGUCGUCACCAUCGAUAUGCUACGAGAGGCGUACCCUCUGCUCGAUAUGGUGGAUCACAACCGCAGGCCCAAAGAAGUGGUUCCGCCAUCCAAGGAGCUCCAACCCAUUGAAGCUGUUGUUCUCUUCGGUGAGCCGAUAAGAUGGGAAACUAACCUUCAGCUGAUUGUGGAUGUUCUCCUGACCAAUGGGAAGCCAGGAAAUCCUGUGACAUCAGGGCAUUACCCACAUAUCCCUGUGCUGGCCUGCAACAUGGACCUGUUAUGGAUGGCAGAGGCAAAGAGUCCUCGAUUCGGUCAUGGAAUGUUCCUGGUGUGUUUGGAAAGCAUCUAUAAGAAGGUCACAGGUUAUGACCUGCAUUAUGAGGCACUGAUCGGGAAGCCCAGUUUGGUGACCUAUAACUACGCAGAGCUGCUGAUCAGACAGCAGGCAGAGAAACUGGGCUGGACAAAACCUGUACAAAGACUGUACGCCAUCGGGGAUAACCCCAUGGCUGACAUCUACGGUGCAAACCUCUAUAACCACUACUUGCAGUCAGUGCACCAUGGCAGGACUCAGGUACAUGCACAAGGAGGAUCAGCCAGUCACGUAGCAGGCGAAUUCCACUACGAAACGGUCGACGACGCAAAAAAUUCAGGCAAGAUGAUGGUCGGGGGCUCGUACGAACACCGUCUACCCGAGAGCUGCAGCUCCAUCUUGGUGUGCACAGGCGUCUACAACCGAGAGCAGCAGGAGCUCUCGUCCGAGCAAACCGUCACGGAACAGCGCAUUUUCCACGGCCAUCGGGAUUUCCGCUUCGAUCCGACCCUGACCCAGCCUGCUUUCGUAGUACAGGACGUGUUCGAGGCCGUCAAGCUCGUCUUCCAGCAAGAGGGUUCUAGUCUGACUUAAACCAGAGGCUUCUCCGGCUACCACAGAUACGAUUUGAGAACAAAACCUCACACCUCACACACUGAAAAACGUACACAUGAAGAAACGCAGCGCAGCUCUAGGUCAGUAACGUACUGUAUGCAGUAAUACAAGGAAACGAAUGACUAAAUGUAGCUAGAAUAUAGAAUAUCGUGUUCAUUUUUUUAAAAUAAUAAUAAUAAUAAUAAUUACUGUUAAUGUUUUAAUAAAGCUGUAUUUUAGUUAAAGCAUUUCUACUUAUUGUGAGUUUUAAAUUAGAAGUCGUGUUCACUUUACUACGAACAUAAAGACGAGAUGGUUCUCUUUUUCAUCGUUUUUGUGUCGCAAUAUUUUCCCUAUACAUCAUGAUGUCGUCGGACGCAAAACGUUUUUAAAGGGUUUUAAAAAGGAUCCAUUUUAUUUGGAAAAAUAAAUAAAUAUCGUAACACUUAUUAUUUUGCCAUCUGCCGUUUAUAAAACGGGAGUCUUUUAUUUUAUGAAAAAUAAAUUUGAUAAGACCUUCAAA